Messenger RNA from Clupea harengus (Atlantic herring), 1945 nucleotides. Its product is annotated as organic solute transporter subunit alpha-like. NCBI's taxonomy places the organism in Eukaryota, Metazoa, Chordata, Actinopteri, Clupeiformes, Clupeidae. The record is from RefSeq and is a predicted model, not a curated record.
CGUUAAGGGCAGACUGAAAGGGAAACGACUUCUCUUGCACCUUGCAAAGUUCACUUCCACCAAGGAGUAAUCGGUAUUAAAUAUUAACUACAGCGUUGAAACACCAACCCCAUGAAAGAACUUGCGUAUUUACGCGAAGAAGAAGAAGCCCUUUUACACCCUCAUAUUUCAAACUGAGGCAUGCGUGGGUCGAGUAAUAACUACAUGGCCAUCUGGUCACCGGAAGGAUCGAACAUUUGCGUAAUCAAGGUCUAGCAUGAAAGGAUGCAGGAGGUGGUCAAAGCGAAUAGGCUAUAGCCACCGUCUAUUUUGUUGAAAAUGGAAGACCUGAACAGCACCAUUGAUCCCACUUGCUUACAGGAUCCACCGCUGGCUAUUGAUGUCAUAAACCAGUUAGAUAUGUUUGGAAUUGCCCUGUAUUCCAUUCUGACCUUCAUGGCCACCGUGUCCCUGGUGCUGUACCUGGAGGAGUGUGUGUAUGUGUACAAGAAGGUGCCCGCGCCCAAGAAGAUGACCAUCAUCUGGGUCAAUGGAGCAGCACCGGUCAUUGCCAUCAUGUCCUGCCUUGGAAUGUGGAUUCCAAGGUCUACCAUGUUUACAGACAUGACAUCAAAUUCUUAUUUUGCAAUAGUGGUGUACAAGUUCCUCAAACUGAUCUUGGAGGAGCUCGGUGGUGAAGAGGCGUUCCUGAAGCAUUCUGCGAAGAAGCCUCUGAGAAUAUCCACGGGGCCCUGCUGCUGUUGCUGCCCCUGCCUGCCUCGAGUGCCAGUCACACGGCGAGUCAUUUUCCUGUUGAAGCUGGGAUCCCUUCAGUAUGCCAUCCUAAAGACCGCCCUCUCCAUCUUCUCUAUUGUGCUCUGGACUAAUGGGAACUUUGACCUCUCUGAUCUUGAGAUCACAGGAGCGGCGAUCUGGAUAAAUCCCUUCAUUGGGGUCCUUACCAUAACAGCCCUGUGGCCUGUCUCCAUUAUGUUCAUGCAUAAUCGAAUCACUCUUCGAAGCCUCAAGAUCAUCCCCAAGUACGCCAUGUACCAGCUGGUAUUGGUGUUGAGCCAGCUACAGGCGUCGAUCAUCAGCAUCUUGUCUCUGGACGGGACCAUCGCUUGCUCUCCACCCUUUUCAUCCAUUGCCCGUGGCUCCAUGCUGAGCCAGCAGUUGAUGAUUGUGGAGAUGUUCAUCGUAACCUUGGUGACCCGGCUGUUCUACCGUCGUACCUAUGCGCCUCUCGUCCUCGACCAGCAUGAAAGUGACAACACCCAGAAUGAUAAAAUGAUCCUGAGUUCUGCUAUAGAAGAAAAUGCAGCAUAAGAGUGAGAAUGACAGAGAGAGAGAGAGAGAGAAAUAGAGAGAGAGAGAGAGAGAGAGAGAGAAAGAGAGAGAGAGAGAGAGAGAGAGAGAGAGAGACUUGUGUGGAUGUGUGGCCAAAAGGGUUUGAAUGUGUUCCCAUUCAUGAAUAUAGGGAUCUGUUAAUAUAAAUGUUUUUUUUUUUUAUUAUAUGAAAUCUGCCUGAUAAUGUUAUUCGGUGUAUUACAACUCUAUUUAAUAGUAACAUGUUUUAAAGCCAUGGCUUCACUGGUAAGACUGUGCAUGGCCAAUUAUCUAUAUUCAUUUCACACAUAUUUGUAAGUGCAUGAAAGACCCAUCCUCUUUGUAGCUGUUGAAUGGUUAUACGAUGUCAAGUGUGCAAAAAUAGAAUGAAUCUUUGUUUUUCAACAAGCCCCUAUUGUGACUGUGACAGAUUCUCCAUUAACUAUUUGAAAUGCAGGAAGCCUCCUGUGUGAUUUCACACUGUUUUUAACUUAAAGUGUAACUGAUGGCUACAAGCCACUGUUUUGUCACUGUCAACUGAUUUUUGUGGUGUGAGACUGACGUUGGACAGAAAUAAGUGUGAUGAAACAUGUACUCAGUUUGCUUUUAUACUGCAGUAAAAUAUUCUACUACCUCC